AGGUUAUGUGAGGCUUGAGAGUCGUAGGCGCCGCCCCUCUCUCUCAAAGGUGUGUGCGCCCUGUGACUCACUUUUACUCAACACUAGAGGCAUUUAACCCCCUCGGACAAGCCUCGGUGACAUUUUUGUAGCCUAUAUGAAUACUGCUGUGUGUUUCUCAUGACGCAGUAGUAACUCAACAGCAGCAUAAAUGUCGUGUCCCGUGUUUAGGAUAUGGCUGUUCGUGCUGGGAGGGUUCGCGGUGUCAGGGAUUCAACAUGUCGGUUGCAUUGAAAUUGUCACACCAGCAGAGAUGGAGGCAGUCAAUGGGACAGACGUGAAACUAAAGUGCACUUUCAGCUCCACCUCACCAGUGUCACUUCAGUCCGUCACAGUGUCCUGGAACUUCCGGCCUCUGGUGCCCGGACCAGAGGAAUCAGUGUUUUAUUAUGAUACGGAGCCUUUCCCUCCUCAACAAGGCCGUUUCAAAAGCCGGGCUGUUUGGUCUGGGGACAUCCUGAGGAAAGAUGCCUCCAUCACACUGCAGGAUGUGCUUCCAACCUUCAAUGGCACCUACAUAUGCAAAGUCCACAACAAGCCCGACGUGCACGGCAGCAGCGGCGAGAUCAGCCUCCGUGUGGUGAACAAAGUAUCCCUCUCAGAGAUCAGCAUGCUGGCCUUAGCAGUGGGGGGUGGCAUAGUUUUCAUCCUGAUCGUCCUCAGCAUUGUUGUAACAGUGAAGCUCUGCAGGAAAAAGCGAAUGGACAGAGACAUUGAGAUGCAUGUCCCAGAAGAUCAGUGGAAGGACCCCACAGUGUGUAGCAAACCCGAGGCCAUUCAUUUAGUGUCAACGAAGAAAAAGGCCCAGAGCUCAGAUGAUGAAGAGUCUGAGGAGAGCAGUGGAGAUGACGAUGAUGAAGAGGAUGGAGAUGAAGAGGGUGAUGAUGACGAUGAUGACGAUGACGAUGACGGCGAUGAUUAUGGCGAUGAUGACGAUGACUAACUGUUUUUUUUUUUUUAAUGAAUAAAA
Periophthalmus magnuspinnatus is the source of this 1009-nucleotide messenger RNA. Its product is annotated as myelin protein zero-like protein 2. The coding region runs from base 191 to 982 and encodes 263 amino acids. Gene Ontology annotation, biological process: cell-cell adhesion. The transcript has 5 exons. Lineage: Eukaryota; Metazoa; Chordata; Actinopteri; Gobiiformes; Gobiidae. Gene Ontology annotation, cellular component: membrane. The record is from RefSeq and is a predicted model, not a curated record.